Messenger RNA from Venustampulla echinocandica, 2178 nucleotides. RefSeq lists its product as uncharacterized. The record is from RefSeq and is a predicted model, not a curated record. The transcript is spliced from 7 exons. Bases 1 to 2178 code for a protein of 725 amino acids. Lineage: Eukaryota; Fungi; Ascomycota; Leotiomycetes; Helotiales; Pleuroascaceae. Gene Ontology annotation, cellular component: nucleus. Gene Ontology annotation, molecular function: RNA binding.
AUGUCGUCCGCAGUAGCAGAUCUAGAAGCUGGCCUCCAAGCCAUGCUACAGCUCAAGCCCCCAGGAGUAUCAGGUUCUCGAAUUCAAAGCAUCACCGCGCUUUGCAUGGCCAAUGUACAGUCUGAAUCGGUCCUCAUCCAGAAACUAUUUACCCAUUUCAAGAAAGCUCCCGCGACACACAAACUUGGCGUACUCUACGUUGUAGACUCUGUAACCCGGAAAUGGACAGAACAGGCCAAGAUGGCAGGACAACCAAUAGACAAUUCUGCCCAGGACGGCACUUUCGCCGCUGGUGUUAAUAGAGUAAAGGAACUACUGCCGGUGCUGAUGAACGACAUAAUCCCCUCUGCUCCCGAGGAUCAAAAGGAGAAAAUCAGAAAGCUAGUUGAUAUCUGGGAGAAAGGCCAGACCUUCCCUCUCCAUAUGCUCGCUGAAUUCAAAAAGAUGUUGAUCCCCAGCGCACAAAAUCAGUCUACUACUACUCCUCCUGGAAGUCCACCAUCAGAUGUUCAGAAGGCCCUUGGGCUUCCAUCCACAGCCGCUGCCAACACUCCGUCCAUAUUAGAGGCGCUUGCCAAUCUAGCCCGCCAGAACGCCGCUGCGGCUCUUCCGGCCACGGCCACUCAACCCCAAGCUCAAGCUCAACAGGAUAAUCCGUACAAUAUACCAAUGCCACAUGCGCAGAAUAACCCUGCCCAGCAUAUGGCUGCGAUAAACCAGACUGUUCCCUUCCAACCAACUGCAGCUCCAGCACCUGUAAACGUGCCAGCUCCAGCGGCCGCUUAUCCAUCUCAGUCUCAAGUUCCGAAUAGUGGUGCGCAGAACUUUGCCAGUAAUCAAGCCAAUCCAUAUGCAUACGCGGGUGCCCCGCCAGUAGUUUCGCCUGCUGCACUCGACCCGGCUGUACAGCAGCAAUUCGUGUUGAUAAAGGCGCUUGCAGACCAGGGCUUCACGCCUGAUAAAAUUGCGGGUAUCAUGGCUGCGAUGGGUCAAGGAGGUGUUGCUCCGGGAGCAGGCGGAGUGCCUCCUCAAGCUUCGCAAUAUUUGCCUCAGCAUCAGAAUCAGAUUCAAAAUCAAAACACUGCGAAUGCACAACCUGGCUGGGGUCCAAGACCAGAUGAAUCACGUGACCAUAACGGCUACCUUGACCGCGAGGCUGGGAGAUCACCACCGGGUCGAUACCGUCAGCGCUCCCGUUCUCGAUCUCCUGCUCGGGGUUGGGGCGCGCGCGAUUCUCCAACAGUACAGCGACAUGACGAUUAUGGUUAUGACCGCGAGAGGGACUCGCCCGGCCAGGCUCGUGGGGAUGACCGUAGUGGCCGUGGUCGAGGAGGCAGGGGCAAUGAGUAUCGCCAACGUAGCCCUCCACGUCGAGGAGGACGGAGCCCCAGCCCACCACGACACGGAUAUGGCGGACAGAAAUGGGUAAGCCACGAUGCGACGCUCAAGAGUGGAACAAUUAAAGUCCUCAGCCGCACCCUGUUUGUUGGUGGUGUUACGAUGUCGGAGCCUGAACUGAGAAGAAUCUUCGAAAAACUUGGUGAAGUCCAGACUUGUAUCGUCAACAAGGAGAAGCGCCACGCUUUCGUCAAAAUGACUACCCGUGCCGACGCCCUCCACGCUAAAGAGAUGAUGGAGAAGAACAGAAUCCCGGAUUCGUCGUUGAGGACUAGAUGGGGUGUAGGCUUCGGACCGCGCGACUGCAGCGACUACCAGACUGGCGUCAGCAUCAUCCCGAUUAGCAAGCUCACUGAUGCUGACCGGAAGUGGAUGUUAAGCGCAGAAUACGGCGGCAGCGGCGGAAAGCCCAUUGAGUCUGGCAUGGUCGUUGAAGAGCCCGACAUCGAGAUUGGCGCCGGAGUCUCUUCCAAGGCCAUCAGCCGCCGGAUGCAAACCGAUCGAGGUGGCAGCAACGGCCCAAAAUCCAGCCGGGACCGGGAUGAGGAUGAUGGUUCACGUUAUCGCCGUGACGAUCGCCGUGAUGACCGCCGCCAUGAUGAUCGCAAGGGGAGAGAUACUGGUGUCAGUGCUCCACCAAGCAUGCCCGCCAUCCCUCCUUUCCAAAUGGCAGGAUUCCCAUUCAACCUCCCUAGUGGAAUGCCCAUGAUGCCGCCUGGAUACACGUAUCCUGGUCAAGCUCCAGGCCAGCAGCCACCUGCUCCGGGACAUCGCAACUAA